AUUAUACACUUAUAGUACUACUACUACUAUUAUUAUUAUAACUUCAAUUAAAAAUGAUAAGUUGUCUAAUACUUCUAUGACAUAAAAGCAACGAAACUCGGCUGGACAGAUUAAAACUGGUGCUGUAAGGCUUUAGUAGAUAAGUGAGGAGAGACGUGGCCUCACGUUAACACUGCAAUGUCUCUUGCUUUAAUAAUGGGCGCAUAAUUUAUUUUAUCACACUUUUAUUACGUGUAAACGAAUACUUGAUUUGUUGAGCCUCUGUGACCCCUGACUCAUUAAAAACCAUCGUCCAAGAACACACAAACAUUCAACUUCCAUCUAAUUCCCUCAUUAUUUAAAACAGUUUGACUUCAAAACAAAACAUUAUUACAUUAAGCCAACUGAGAGACACUGAAGAAGAAAAAGAAAUGCGUGUACUAUACUAAUAGUCAACCAACACAAAUACCUUGUUAACCUUUUCUUUUCUGAUGUGACUGUGUUCACUCUAAUUUCUGCUGUCGCUCCCUGGGCCCUCGACGGUCACUUUUAUUUCUCUUCAUCUUUUGUUCAAACCCUUGAAGGGCAAAUUCAGCUCAGUCCACUCCGAACCUGCCCAUUCACUCUCUGCCUCCAUCACUGACAGGAUGGAGCUAUUGUUGUGGGUUCGUGCGCCAUUGGUUUCAUUCAUUCAUCCUGUGGAAUUUGCGCUUCAGCCCACCGGCUCUGUGCUUUGUGGAUAAAAGAGUUGCUUGUAUUCGUGUGACUGGAAAAAAGGAUAAGACUCGAUAGGGGAGAGUGAGCAUUUUCACUGCAGAUUUCUGUCCAUCUCUUUGUCUCGAUUAGUCGCUUUUUUCCAAACCGCUUUUUCAGAUUUAAAAAUCUGGUGCGUAAAAGAAAAAAAAGGGCGCUUUGAGUUAAAGUUGUUGAUUUCUAAACCCAUCCAGACUGACAUCAAUGACAUCAAAUCCAUUUUCUGCUCAAUAUCUCGAUCUGUUUUCUGUUUUGAAUUCAACUACAUGACAUGUCCCUGUCUUCUUUGAACCGUGCGUAAAAGGGCUGGGUUUUGAGAGCCAAAGACGUGUCCAAAUCUGAUCUAAAACACUGACAGUUCCUGACCCUGCAGCCGCUGCGCGUCUGGCUCAUCACGAUUUAAAAAAAAAAGAUGUCACGUAAAACCACAAGGGGACCUAGGAUUCACCAAGUACCUUUCAGUUGAGCAGGAGUCCUGCCAAGUAAAGAACACUUUCCUCCUCCUCUUCCAGCGGCGACAAACGCAGAGAAUCGACAGAGGAGAAUUGAGCAAAUUAUCUACUUUUCCACUCUCCUUCUUGGACGGUAACGAUCGGCAAGGUCUCGGCUCUUGCCCCACCGAUAUCGAACGAGCCUCGGGCGCCCUGAUUGUCGUCAACAACCAGGAAAGCAGGGCCUGUGUUUUGGUGGGGGUGGGGUUGGGGGAUCCCUGGCGGAUGAUGUCCUUUUCUGCGUGCCGGUGAGGAGCAGCGCCGAUCUCAUCUUCUUUCCAGCAGCUUUAGUUGUUGUUGUCGCAACCCGGUUGAUGCGGAGGUGAUGGACGGUCCUCUCCGCCGCCCAGCAGGGAUCCUUGGCUCCCCCACGGCUUCAGGGAGCCAACCUGCGGGCUCAGAAAUGCUCACCUCCGGCGGCAGCAGCAAGCCUCUCGCUUUCUCCAUCGACCGGAUUAUGGCCAGGACACCCGAGCCCAAGUCAAUACCGCUCCCCAACUGGUUUCAGUCCGCUCCAGUGGGGAAACCCGAAGCAUAUCCGUCCUCGCUGCAUUGCAUGAUCCCGCUGGUACCGCUCGGCUAUGAGCCGGGACACCGGCUCAGUAUCACAGGGCUGGAUCCGGGCCACUUAGACGCUUCUUCUCUCCCGGCUCCCGCAGAAUUUUUGGGGUUUGGGCUAAACUAUAAAAAUCAACAAGAAGACAUUGCUGUCAGCCAAACCACCGGGCAGUACAAACUCUUCAGACCCAGGGUGGUAAACCAGUCCUCUUUUCCCACGAUGGGCACUGUUUGCUACCUGAAUUGCAGCGGGGAUUCCGGAGCGUGUCCACCGCCGGCUGGCCUGGUGAACCUGCACCCUAUGGCCUCGUACCUGUUCACUGCCCGACAUAAAGCCUUCAUGGCAGAGAAGAGCAAGACCGGCAUGCAACAGGCCGCGGAGCGGUACGCGGGUUCCGGCGUGCAGGCCUUCAAGGAUCUAUCUCCGAACCAGAUUCACUACAUAAAGCAGAGGGACCAGAUCCUGAGUGACAAGAUUUUCAAGGGCUCCGCGACAGCUGCAGCGGCAAGCGCCAGGCUCAGCGGCUCCUGUCCCGGUAGCAAGCCCAAAGUUUUUACCUGUGAGGUCUGCGGUAAGGUCUUUAACGCGCACUACAACCUGACCCGCCACAUGCCCGUACACACAGGCGCUCGACCAUUCGUGUGCAAAGUUUGCGGGAAGGGAUUCCGACAGGCCAGCACGCUGUGCCGGCACAAAAUCAUCCACACUCAGGAAAAGCCUCACAAGUGUAACCAGUGCGGAAAAGCCUUUAACAGGAGUUCAACCCUCAACACGCACACACGCAUCCAUGCGGGAUACAAACCAUUCGUGUGCGAGUUCUGUGGGAAGGGAUUUCACCAAAAAGGAAACUACAAAAACCACAAGCUGACACACAGUGGCGAGAAGCAGUUCAAGUGCUCCAUCUGCAGCAAGGCAUUUCAUCAGGUGUACAACCUCACCUUCCACAUGCACACCCACAACGAUAAGAAACCCUUCACCUGCCCAACCUGUGGCAAGGGCUUCUGCAGGAACUUUGACCUGAAGAAACACGUCAGAAAGCUACAUGACCCAGCCGGCGCACAGUCUCCCCCACAGAUGUAAAAACCUGAACACUGACUCUGAACCCCCAGCACACCAAAAUGCAUAGUCAACAAUUACAUUUCAGCCAAGCUACAUGUAAAAUAAGCUACACUUUGGUCCUUAGACUUAAGAAGCCCUGUAGGUGGUAAGGGGAAGGUUUUUCAUAAAUCAGCCAUAUGCAUGUGUUUAGAAUUUGUGCACUUUUUUCAUCCAAAUUAAUGCACCAGUUUAUCAGUAAGUGAGACUGGAAAGUAACUAAAAUACAUUUUUAUCAUGGUUUUUGCUCCUUCUGUUCUCAAAUUACAGAUGCUUAAGAGUAAAUGUCUUUAAAUAAUUUCCUUACCAAUAUUAACUAAUUGGCUCAUUUACUGAAGAACUUAAAUAAUUUGAGGGUUCAUUGUAACCUUAAAUUAUUAUUUAAAAAAAAUAUAUAACUCAAUCAUAUGAUUUCUCUCACAAGCAGCAAUGAAGCUCCCUGAAUCCUUAAAACUGUGACUAUGACUAUGUUCUUUAUGUAUUUCUGACUAUGAUCAAAGUUUUUAACUGACAUCAUGUCCUGUGUGUUGUUUCUUGUAAUUCUACAUGAUUUAAUGAUGUGAUAUGGGGAGGAGUUACUUAUGAUUUGUAGAAAUCAUCAUAGAUGUCUUCCAAAAUCCCCCUCCCCCACCCCCACCAUCAUAACAACAGAUGAUAAAGUUGUAAAACUAAAGCCAGGCAUUUCAGACAUGAUUUUAUUCAAAGUUACAGGUGUUUUAACAAAUUUAACAAGAAGACUUUGCCAUCUUUAACUGAAGGCUAAAAACAACAACAACUGGAUCACAUUCAAAUUUAAUUUAUGUAGUAUUUUUCUAUUACAAUCAUAUCCUGGCAUAUAAUGGCUACAGAUUCCCCUGUAACAGUUGGCCUAGUGUCAUGUGAUUAAGAGCAGUUUCAUUUUGCGUAAAAUUGCUAAAUAGCACAACUUUUUCACAAAACCCAGUGACUUAAAAGAUCAAUGCGUCUGCAUACCUCCACCCACAACAUGCCUAAACUGAGUUACGUUAUCCAGAGGAUUUCCUGGAUCUGCAUAAGUUUCUAAUCAUUUUUAGAUUACAUCAAGAUGAUUUCUCUCAGUUUUUCUUAUUUCAAUUUGAUGUGUAUUUGUGAAGAUAUGUUGCAACGCACAAUGCUGUCCAUCCAAAAAUCAUUCCAACUAUUCCUGAAUCUGGACUCACUUCUGCUCGCAAAUUCUUCAUUAAAUAUCCCAACAAAGAGGCAAAAUAAAUCAAUGACUAAAUAAAUAAAUAAUAAGGCAAAAGUCUAAAAUGAGAUUAUCCCUCCUUCUGAUGGCAUCACUGUGACAUAUUCACAAAAUAAUCAAUAUUAUCUAUAAUUGUUUUUGCAGUCUGAGGAGGGAUAGCCAUGGCAAAAACCCAACAACUUUUAAUUAUAACAUUUGUUAGUGUCCCAUUAAAUCUUUAACAACAGAAUUCUUUUGAUUGGCACACAUGAUAGCCAAUCUUGUUGUUUACUUAUGUACUGGGUUGAACUUUGGUUAACUGAAGAGAAGUAGGCAGUAAUGCCAGGUGAAACAACACACUGAUGCAUGUUGUUAGUACAUGUAAAAUGUAAAAGAGCUGAAUUUGUGUAUGCAGAUCUAUUUAAAUUGUCUUUAACCUGACAGCUUCCUGGUACAAAAUCUGUGCCCGUGUGAUGGAAGAGCGGAAAAUGUUCAUUCUGUCUUACUCACUUAACUCAAGGAAAUAGCGCAUUACCAGUAGUGAGAGUGCGCCUGAGCUGGUUGAGCACUCAAAAUGCUUUCUGCUACAAGUCUCAUUCACCAAAUUACACACACAUUCAUGCAGCACUUUGUUUAACAUUUACACACAGUCACACUCCAAUGGAUGCAUCAGGGGCAACAUGAGGAGUUCAGUUUCUUGGUCAAGGAUACUUUGAUUAAAUUACUGGAGGAGCCAAGGAUUGAGCCACUUACCUACUGAUCAGUAAACAAUCCCUUCUAUGACCUGUUGUUGUGUCUAUGACCACAACAACAGGCAGGAAGUACAUUUUUGCACAAAAUCUUUGAAUUUAAAUAGGAUUUUGUCACGCAUGAUUAAAUUUCCCUAAAUACCCCUUUUACACUUAGCAUACCUGACAGAGUCAUUUUUUAAACAUCCAGUCACAAAAAUGUUGUUUGCGUUUUCAUUUGUGAUCCAGGAAAAACAAAAAAGGAAAACUCUCUCCUUGAACACUCCAAUACAAACCAUGACUAUGAACUUGAACGUCAAGGAAGAAAGAGAGAAAGAAAGAAAGAAAGUGUGUGGGGGGGGACUCCUAACCCCUUUAAAGCCCCAUAGUGGCCCCUUGAUACCUGGUCCUGACAUGCUCCAUGUGUCUCUUAGCUUGCUGGUCUGAGGUUACUCUGAGGGGAAACUUAACUUUCAUAUCCUCGAAUUACUAGUCACUUGUUUUGUUAUAAUGAUGGAUAAUUAUUCCAUCAUUAGUCAUCAGUAUUAUUUUUCAGCCAGAACUCAGGAUGUGAGAUUACUAGACUAGACAAGUGACAGCAGUGAAACAGUGCAGACUAAUGUUCAAUAAGAUUUAAUAGUCAAAAGUAAAUCUAGUUACAUCUAUAUUUUUCUUAAUAUCAGCUAAUUCCCUCAAAGUAUAAAUACCAAGGAACCAAGUAUGUGUUUGGUGUAUUUCCACCACAGGAAAUAGUCCCAAACAGGUGCACUUUUUACUCCUGCAUUGCCUAAAAAAUUGCGUUGCCUAAUUGUUUCAGGCACCAGCUUUUGAUGAAACCAGUAGCUUUUGUUUUUGUUUUUUUUGUUGGUUUUUGUUUUGUUUGGUUUUUUUUGGGGGGGGGAGGCCAAUUGCAAACAAAAUAAUACAGAAAGGCAUUGUAUUUAAACAUGUUUAUUCCAUAAAUUCACAUUGUUCGUCCAAACACAUUUGACUAGUGUUUCAUUAAAAACAAAUCCACCAAAAAAUAAAACCUAACAAUCAAAAUUCAUAGUUAAGAAAGAAAGAAUUUAGAGACCAUUUCAGUGUCCAAAUCUGUAAAGGUUAACUUAUUAGCUUAUUUUUCACUCCCUUUAUUCAUAGCAUAUCAGACAUUUGUCACCAUGAAUGCUGUUUUCUCGCUCAUAAUCAUGUGAUCCAAAUGUGACACUGAUUUCAUGACAAAAGGCGAUUGUCCAAAACUGUUCUUCUCUGUACUCCAGCAGGUUUCAGAGUUUGUAGUUGCUUAAAUUUGUGACUUUAAUUACAUUUUUAUAGAUUUGGUGGGUAUUUAUAUCAGUAAUAACAUCAUUUUGCUCACCGCCUUAGUACCUGAACUCUGGGAAUGUUCCAAGGAACAAAAUCUUCCUUAAGAUUUUCUGCAUAUUUAAUAUUGGCUGAAGCUGUGUUUGAUUUUGCAAGAUAGUUAGCCCUUCCAAAAAGCUGCUGUUUCAAAUUCACGCUGGAUAUUCAUGCUUCAACCAGCCUGUUUCCGGGAACGUACUUCUAGGAUCGACUUGCAGGUUCUUUUCAUUGUGAGAUGAGGUGCACCAAAACAAUAUAAAUUAUUAAGAACACUCUUUGUGAAAGGCUCUAGGAGGCCAAAACAGCAAGAACAAUAGAGGGACAUAGUUUGUAAUUAUUUCCAGAGUUUAGUUUACCCACCCACAGCAACUUAUAAGGGUCACUCAUAAAUACCUAUCCUAGAGGUAUUUUUUCCUCAAUUGAACAUGCCUUAAAAACAGAGAGUCUAUCAAAGAGCAUUCUGGGGUCCAAUUCUGCAAUGAAAAAACAGACCAACGAACAUCUUUUAAAAAUGGGCAUUGCAAUCAACCAAUUAACCAACCAACUUUAAAGCUGUUAAUUCUACCCUUAAAGGUAUGUAAACUUUCACAAAGUGCUACCUUCUCUUAGCGAGCAGCUGAUUCCUCUGAUAGAGACACAAAUGAAAGAAUCUUCUCAAAAGUUUCUUAGGAGUUUUACUCGUGAAAUUGUUAUUUUAAGAUAACUUCCUACUAUACCAUCUGUAGAUGUGUGCACCCAGUUUUCCUGUGCAGUCAGGAAGUAUUUCAGACAUUUUCCGUAUUCUCAAAAUACUUCUUAUUAAUAAAAUACUUUAUUUCACCAACUCUACAGAUUUAAGCAAAUAAAUGGGUGAUUACAGUGUUAUUAAUAUUGAUAAAACGGAUGAAGAAAAAAUGUAGUUAAAAAUGACUGUAAUUCCGUUGCUGUUCAUGUCAGCUGAAAACUGAAAGCUAACCUGGUUUAUAUCAAAAUGAUUCCCCAAUUUUAACAACAUAUUCUACAGAAAAGCCCAGAUUUUUAUAUCUAAAACGUUUAUAUGAUUAUAUGAAGUGGAGUGAUAGCAUGGCUGGUGUUUCCUAUUCGGUAUAAGAGAUCCUUGUAAAAAAAAAAAAAAAAAAAAAAAAAAAGAAAAGAAAAAACAGAAUGCAACGAGAUAAUGUCUUGAAGAAAACCCACAGAAAAGGAUAUAAUGUAGCUAAAAUAUGAAAUUUCUGUUUCAUGAAUUAAUGUAAGCAAGGGUACAGUUUCUAUAUCAUGUCUGAUGCUUUCAUUUUUUCCUUACUAAAUUUAGCCAUUGUACCUUGUUGCAUUUUACUUCAUUAUUACAGCAAUUUUUUUCUCUGUCAGUCACAAAAACUUUCGAAAUCUGGGUUCUCAGUGGUUCCAUACAUUUUUUUUAAAGAUUUGCAUUUAAAUAUUUGUGUGUACAAAACCUAAUCUGCUAGGAUACACAGCUCUAACGUCCUAUGAAAGAACCCCCACCACCCACAACAAAAAUAAAUAAGUAAAUACAAUACAUUUCUUAUUUACCUCUGCAUCUCUGGUCCUGAGUCCUGAGAACAAGUUGAAACCUUCCUUUCUUUAGUUUGUUUCUAAACUUGAUUUCAAUCUCAGGAGAACUGUAAAAAUAAUAAUAAUAAAAUAGUAUUUUAUGAUAUUUAUUUUAAAGUGUGUUAUAUUCUAAAGAGAAUAGCUGAACUGAAGACUACGUUAUAUGAAGAAGGGUUUCUUGUCAAAGUAAUUUUUUGUCCUGCUGCUAAACGAAAAAGCAUAAUAAAUGAAAAUCAACUGUGUGUGCUCAUUGAUCUUUUUGAGUUAAUUUCAGUAAUUACUUCCUCCAAACCAUCAAAGUGUCUUUUACACCCCACCUCAAGACUUCUCAAAGAAAUCCUACCAUUAAUUAAUGCUUCACUUUUAUAUAUGAUCAAACUAUCUCUAUUAAUCGGCUACAUGCCACAGGACUUGGCUGGGACUAGGCUAGCAGUACUUAAACCGUUACAGGGAGUGCAGAAUUAUUAGGCAAAUGAGUAUUUUGUCCACAGCAUCCUCUUCA
Haplochromis burtoni (Burton's mouthbrooder) is the source of this 8182-nucleotide messenger RNA. RefSeq names its product FEZ family zinc finger 1 (gene fezf1). The record is from RefSeq and is a predicted model, not a curated record. Gene Ontology annotation, cellular component: nucleus. Bases 1549 to 2862 code for a protein of 437 amino acids. Lineage: Eukaryota; Metazoa; Chordata; Actinopteri; Cichliformes; Cichlidae. The transcript is spliced from 4 exons.